Molecule: messenger RNA, 3570 nt
Organism: Erythranthe guttata (spotted monkey flower)
Lineage: Eukaryota; Viridiplantae; Streptophyta; Magnoliopsida; Lamiales; Phrymaceae
Source: RefSeq, a predicted model, not a curated record
UUAUUUCUCCUGAUUUUCCCAUUUCGCGUUGUAUUCCCCAAACACCAAAACAAAACCUCUGUCUCUCCCAUUCUUUCACACACACACACACACACACACCGAACAAACCCCUAUUUACACUGAAACUCUCGAGUUAUUGCUUUUGUUUGAUGGUGUUUUUCUGAGCCCAAAAAAAAGAAAAAAAAGUUGAAAUUAAAGCCGGGAUCUUGUCCCUUUCUACAAAUGCUCCUUGAUUUUUGUAGGGGGCAAGGUGAAAAAAAAGAAAAUUAUAUCAUGAAUUGAAGUUGAAUUAAAUGUGAUAAUCUAGUCUACAGUUGGUGGGCUUUCAAUUGAACUAAGUUGCGAAAAUUGAUUUGGGGUUUUUGUUUGUUCGGGGAAUGUUGGAAUAAUUUCUCGAUCCGAUUCUUCAUUGGAAAGCAAAAAUUUUCAAUUUUUUUUUCUUUCUCUGCUUUGGCUUUUUGCUGAAAAGUGCUCAAUUUAGGGCUUUUUUUUUUUCUCUCUUUUUUUUUUUUUCUAAUUUAAUUUUUCCUCGGGGUAGUUGAAUCGGGAUUUGGUUUUUCGCCUCUUUGGAAUUUAGGGUUUUCGGUGCUUCGUGAGAUUGGGUUUUUACUGAUGGCGGAUUUAAUCUAGGGUUUUCGAAUCUGAUCAGCUUGCUGGGGCCGGAUUUACAGUUGGACUUGGGGUUUUGAUCAGCAAAUAUCGGAACUUGAAGGAUUCAAUUGCAAAUAUCCGGGGUUUUUUUCCGGCACUUUGCUGAUUGGGAAUUAUCUUAUGGGAGUUUGGCUUUUAUCCUAAGGAGCUUAAGAGAAGCCUCUUUCAAGUGUAAGCAUUGUAAUUGCUUCGGAUAAUUUGUUUUUUUUUUGACAAAGGGUAUGGAAGAGGAUUGUUCACACAAAUAUAAUUAAUAUGGCACUGGAAAAACAAGCUUGUUUUCGGAAUUUCUGUUGAAAAUAAGUAGUGGGUGUUUUUUUGUUUUAGUUUUUCUUCUAUUCGGUUGGGGAAUGAUUUUGGGAUUCAAUUUUGGUGAUAAGGUUGAGGAAGUGAAGGUGAUGAUCGACAAGUUUUUCGGGAGAUUUUUUUACUACUGCCAGAGCUACCGAUACCAGCAAUUUGUAUCCUGAAAUUUGUUGCCAACUGUGUUUCUCUCGUUAUCGUCGGGUCUGCAUUCAGCGAUUUUGUUUUUUUUUACUAUUUUAUUGCACUGAGGCAUGGUUAAAAGUGCGGUGUAUUUGAGUUGAGGUUCAAGGCGAAUUUAUUGGGUUUUCCGGUAUAGGAAGCACCGUUUGUGUGUGUGUAAACUAGUGGAAAGAAGGGGUAUAUGAAGGAAUAGUGAAGCUGGAAAUCAAUGUGGUGUCAUGGUGCAUGGACAGAAAUAUAAUCGUUGGUCUGUUUCCAUAUUGGACCACUGCUAUUCGAGGAAAGUAAUCCAAGAAUACCGUUUUCUUGAUUGUAGUUUUCUUCUUUACACGCGAAAAGUGUGCAAUGUCUCGCUGCUUUCCAUUUCCGCCACCGGGAUAUGAAAGAAAGCAUAUACCUGAAGAUUUGGACUUGUUGAAAGAGGCGAAGCGCAAGGAGAAGAAGCACAAAAAGGAAAAAAAGGACAAGGAGCGGAGCAAAGAUAAAUCAAAGAAGGAAAAAGAUGGAGGCGACGAAAAACACAGAGAUAAGAAAGACCGAAAAGGAAAAGACAAGGACAAGAGCAAGAAAGAAAAGAACAAGGACAAGAAAAAGGAAAAAGAAGACCACGGCAAAGACAAGGAGAAAAGCAGCAUCUCAGAAGAGUCAACUGUCGCUGCAGAAAGUCAACCGAAGCUUAAUCCAGAAGGACACCACACCAAAGAUCGAAGCAGCUUUUCGAACGAAGGGGAAUUUUCUGGCUUAUUAUUCCAAGGUCAUAAAAGGGGAAACGAGGAAUCGAAAUUUGUGCUUGAAUUGGAUAGGAGGAUCAGAGAAGAAAAGGGUCAAGGAAGUCAAUUGCCCGAGAGACUUACAUUUGAGGACAAAAAGGAUCAAGAAAACGGCGAUAACAAAAACAAGAGAGUUGAUAGAAAAAUCGAUCCUUUUGAACUCAGAAAUGAGUUUAGUGGAAAUACGAACGUGCAAAACCUUAUGCCGACUCCCAAAAAUAAGGUUGAGGGGAUUCCCAAACCAGUGGUCGAACAAAAUGGCUAUAGAUUGGAAGAUAAAGAGAAGCACAAGGAGAGUGGUGGUGGAAUUAAACAGGUGGAAAAAAAGAAAGAUAGGGAUAAGGAAAGCCGUGAGAAGAGAAAAGACGGAGAAAAGGAGAAGAAAAAGAGUGAAAAGUCGAAGCGGAAAAAGGAAGAAAAGAAAGGCGAGCUGGACAAGUUGAAGGAUGAUGGCUUUACUGCUAAUAAAAGCGUUGAUCUGUUGAAGGAGUCUAAUAGUAAUGCUGUUGUUAAUGAAGGAAAUAUAAAGAAACGAAAAGAUAUGGGUGCAAACGGUUUUCUCCAUGAUAGUGAAACGAGGCCUCAUAAAAUUCAAAAGCCUGCUUUUCCUCAUCAUUCGACAGAGAAUGGAAGGAAACUCGAGAAACUCGAAAAAGUCGAACCUUUCCCAACUCCAAUUAAACCCUCUCAGGACAAACAAGCUGUUGUUCCUAAUCCUAACAGUGAUCGAGUGGACCACCACAAGGAGCGUUUGAUGAAUGGCAUUAUCGAAAUUCCGAAACCAUCUCCACCUAAAUUAAAUCCCUCUCCUGCAACAGCAAAAAUUGCUGAAGCUUCAAAGAUUAAGGCUCGAACAGUGUCCAAGGUUGAGGAUCCAAUUGCCACAUCAUCAAGGAGGCCUCGGCCCCCGCAUCCCGAUUCCAAGUAUCUAGCCGAGGUACUAACUGUGCCCAAAAUGUCAAUGGACUUGUCUGAAAAUGAUGACCAGGACUGGUUGUUCAGCAAGAAAGCUCCAACAAAACCUAAGACUGAAUCAGUGGGUCCCGACGAGGAUCUGCGUGUAUGGUCAGAAGCUGUACAUAUCGAAUCAGCUGAUGUCAUCGCUCUGCCUUAUGUGAUUCCUUAUUGAUUUAGAUGCACGGUGAAAAAAACUUUUCCAGAAAAAAGAACCAAGGCCCAUGAUGACCUGGCACAUCUGGCAUUUUGUUUAAUGCUGACGUGGCGAAGCCCUGCAUUCGUCGGGUUGGAAUGAGUUGGCGAUUGGGGUGGUGGUUUUUAGUAUGGGUCUAAUUCUGAUUUGUAUUUAAAUUGCAGGAGGUACUUUAGAUGACAUUGAGGAGAGAUGCAUUGAUGAAAAGCUUCUACGAUUGGUCGAAUUUGGAGGAAGCUGAAAAAUGUAUUAAUGGGGUCGAGAGUGUAAGUUUUUAGCUCUUUCUUUAUUAGUUUCGCGUCACCACAAUUUUGAUUUUGUAACGUAGAACUCGUAUUUAUAUGGAAUGUGAGAUAGGAGGUGGGGAGUUAAAAGGGAAAAGGGGUGUAGUAGUUUCCAUUCAUUUCAUUAACAGAGGUGUAAAAUUGUUGUUUAUAGUGCUGCUAUUCGGCUUUUCAUAAUACGUUUAUUAUGUACGCGUUGGUUUUUUAUUGUCCGAUAUUUUUUUUUUUU